This is a messenger RNA of Tachysurus fulvidraco (yellow catfish), 1124 nucleotides long. Its product is annotated as inhibitor of growth protein 5-like. Gene Ontology annotation, cellular component: nucleus. The record is from RefSeq and is a predicted model, not a curated record. Gene Ontology annotation, molecular function: chromatin binding. Bases 334 to 957 code for a protein of 207 amino acids. Gene Ontology annotation, biological process: positive regulation of apoptotic signaling pathway; positive regulation of DNA-templated transcription. The transcript has 8 exons. Lineage: Eukaryota; Metazoa; Chordata; Actinopteri; Siluriformes; Bagridae.
GUAUGUGUAUGUAUAUUUAUAUAGAGAGGAGUAAUUCACUUAUUUUUAUUUUCAAGCUGAUUCUUUAUCUGUAUUUAUAAAGUGUCCAAAACAGUAACACAAAUGACACUGUAGCUACAGUGUAUUAAGCGAACGGAGGCUUUUACUUCCGUCACACACAUAUGACGUCAUCCGCCAGAUGAAUUUGGCGCGCGCGAGUUGAGCAGCUGAGCGUCGUUAAAAUGGCCAUAGCGAUUUAUCUGGAACAUUAUCUGGAUAACUGUAGUUUGACGUCACUUCCUGUCUGAAGGUCUCGAGGGUCUUCCCUUCGAGCUGCAGCGGAAUUUCUCACUGAUGACUGAUUUGGACAACAGAACUGAAGAGAAGAAAGUGGAGAUCGAUGAUCUGGUGUCUGAGUACAUGGAGUGUGUGAGGAACCUGUCAGCUGAGGACCGGGUGGAGCUUCUAAAGAGGAUCAAUGGAGCCUACAGCAAGUGUCUAGAGUUCAGUGAUGACAAAGUGCAGCUUGCCAUGCAGAUAUACGAGCUGGUGGAUAAACACAUACGGCGUCUGGAUGCUGAUCUAGCACGCUUUGAGAACGAACUGAAGGACAAGCUGGAAUGGAGCGGCCUCGAGAGCUCAGACGACAAGAAGAGCAAAAAGAAGAAGAACCUGAAGGACAGAAGAGGAGGAAGUGGGAGAGAAAAGAGCGGUUCUGGUCACGACUCUCCCAAACACAAAGCACAGAAGAACACUGAUGUUCUGCUGGAUGUUCAAUCGUCUGAUGUUCUCGACAUGCCUGUGGACCCCAACGAGCCCACGUACUGUCUGUGUGCUCAGGUCUCAUACGGAGAGAUGAUCGGCUGUGACAAUGCUGAUUGUCCCAUUGAGUGGUUUCACUUCGCUUGUGUCUGUCUGACGACUAAACCCAAAGGGAAAUGGUUUUGUCCUCGCUGCAUACAAGACCUGAAGAAAUGACGCCUGUGUUAUUGUUCCUGCACUUUAAUCAGUCCUUGUGAUUUAUUGGCUUCCCAAAAUAAAGUAUUGUUUACUGCAGCUUAUGCACUGUUUGUACUGGGGAAUUCUUCAUCUUUAGUGAUGUUCUCCUUAAAUCUGUAUUUUAUGAUUAAAGUUCUUUAAAAUGA